This is a messenger RNA of Planococcus citri (citrus mealybug), 1153 nucleotides long. RefSeq lists its product as uncharacterized. The transcript has 7 exons. The coding region runs from base 138 to 1040 and encodes 300 amino acids. The record is from RefSeq and is a predicted model, not a curated record. Lineage: Eukaryota; Metazoa; Arthropoda; Insecta; Hemiptera; Pseudococcidae.
AUAGUCAAAGACUACCAUCUGUCCAUCUCUUGUCAAAUUCGUCAAAAAAACUUCCUCUGGUCUAUUCAUAUAUUUGAAUAUUUUCACUUUUUAUAAUUUAAUCAUUUCCUAGUUGGCAAAGAAAUUAAUUGGAUGGGAUGUUCACUCACCGCGUAAAACCUCAAUCUUCGACUUGGCUACAAAAAACCAAAAAGCAACAUGAAACAACUCCAACUCCUUACUUGGAUUUAAAAAAAUUUCGGAAGCACGUUAGUUUCUUCAUUUGCAAUGAGCGUAACGCGGUAAACCUUUCAAGUCAGAUUCAGGUGAUUCGUCUGUUGAAUACUAUUCGAAGAACAGCAAAUGGAGAUAGAAACUAUGACAACGAUAAGUCGAACAAAAUGUUCAAUUUAUUUCUAUUUGCUAGCUCGACGAAUGCUUUUUGGGCCGGAAAAUACCGUGUGGAAGGUCGAAACCAAACCCUUGGUGCAUCUUCUCGAAAUACUUUGGCAUAUGCAAUCAGGAAAGUGUAUAGAGAAAAUAUUCCAGAAUUGGGGGUCAUUUCUAAGCAUUUCUACAGUACCGCAAUAUUGAGAAGAUUAGGAAUUCCUGAGAAUAAGUGGGAUAAUUACGGUGUACCGAAUCGAUUUCUUCUUUGUGUUGGCUCAAACAAUGUAUCUCACUGGGUUCAUUUAAACAAAUUUUCAAAAAAAUUGGGUAUCUACAUUUGCAAUGAAUGCAGCUUGAAUGCAUCCCAGUUUACUCAAUUGAUGUCAAUGGUUGAGGAAAUACAAGGUCAAGUCAAAUCAGAUGAAAAUAAAGAUCAGCAGAAUGCAAGCUAUAAAACAGAUAAUACACUUCUCAAAUAUGAUAUGACUGGUUAUUGCGAUGAAAGCAACUUCGAAGUUGAGAGACGAAAAAUUUUAGCUAUUGCUUUAAUGGAAGUGUUCAGAGAAACUGUUCCAAGAUUGAAGGGCUCGCUUAAAUUUUUCUUCGCUUGGGAGGCAUUGCUCAUUUUAGGUGUUCCAAGAAGUAAAUGGAAUACUUUUUAUCUGCAUUAAUAUUCAUCCAUAAUUCAUUUUUUUCAUUUUACAGAUUUAUUAUUUGUAUAUGUAGGUACUCAAGUUUAUUGUUUUGAUGUUUUUCAAUUAAAUUUUAAUUGUGUUGAGAUUAA